Molecule: messenger RNA, 3610 nt
Organism: Synchiropus splendidus (mandarinfish)
Lineage: Eukaryota; Metazoa; Chordata; Actinopteri; Syngnathiformes; Callionymidae
Gene: tlr21
Product: toll-like receptor 21
Exons: 2
Coding region: 282-3260 (992 amino acids)
Biological process (GO): inflammatory response; toll-like receptor signaling pathway; immune response
Cellular component (GO): membrane
Molecular function (GO): protein binding; transmembrane signaling receptor activity
Source: RefSeq, a predicted model, not a curated record
GAGCAGGUACGUGGCCUUGUGCCACAUUGAACACAAACUUGGCUUUCCUGCAAGCCAGGAAGGCUCUGGUGUUACCAUAGGCACAUUGUGCAGCUUCAAUCUGAACUGAUCUAUAGACUAAAACAAGAGACAGGCGUAUUUGAAAUUGACAUUUUGUUCCUCUCUUUUUAAGAGGUCAUGUGAUAAUUACUUCCUCUUUUAGACUACGUUGAGGGUGGACAAGCUGCAGGACGCUCCACGGAGGUGGUCUUGACCCAUGAGAUGUGUUUCCUGUUACCCAGAUGAUAAUGUCACAUCGUCACAAGAGUACAAAAGAAAGACGUUUUAAGGAGUCCAAACUUGAAGGAUCCAAGAUGGCAGCUUUUGACUGGCGGCUCUUUCUUGCCGGGCUGCUUGUUGCUAUACCACCAGCCUCGUGCUAUGGAUUCAGACAUUGCAUCGAGACGCCGUGGUCACAUGGAACAGAAUUCAAAUGCUACAGGCGGACCGCGAGAAACAUCUUGGCCAUUGUUGACGACCUGCCCUCCUCCACCACAAACCUCACCAUCUCGCUGACUCCUGUGAAGAGCAUCCCUCAGGGGAGCUUUGUGAAUUUGACAAAACUUCGCAGUCUCCAGUUGGAUCGCAACAACAUAAGCCAAAUUGAGCCACAUGCAUUCCAAAGUCUGCACCGUCUGCAAUCCCUCAACCUCUCCUGUAACAACAUUUCUGAGCUGCACCCAGCUGUGUUUGAGGGACUACACAACCUCACAUUUCUAGCGCUGACACACAACAACCUCAAGACUCUUCCUGAACGGAUUCUCUUGCCACUGGUUAAUCUCAAAAGGUUUCUCUUGCGGCACAACUUUCUUCAUAAUUUUUCAAACAUUGCAGAAUCUUUGUCGAAUUUGACAAACAUCAAAAUGGUUGAUCUUUGCUUCAACAUUCUGACUAAUCUAAGCCACUUGAAUUAUUCCUUACCACACUCCCUGGAAGUGCUAUAUAUCUGUAGGAACAACCUCUCUACGUUGGGGUGCAGACAAAACUUUCUUGCAGCUGUGCACGUCUUAGAUCUGUCCUACAAUGCCCAACUCGACAACCAUGCUUUUUCAGGUUUAAACUUGGCACACAUUUACUACCUUCGUUUACGCUCCACCAACGUGAGCAUCGUGCCGUUUGUGAAGACCACUAACAUUAACGUAGGCAGCAUCGACUUCACCAACACCGGCAUUAGAAGCAACACUCAGGUGAAAGAGCUCUGUGUUGCGCUGAGGCGAAGAAUUAAAAGGAUCAAGUCACUCAAUCUUUGUGCCAACGGACCUCUGAACCUGAGCAACGGCACACUGGACGACUGUCCGCAGAUUGUACAUUUGAACAUUUCUGGCAACUACGUGCGUGACUCAAACUGUUUGAAGUUCCUGGACAAACAUCCACAAAUUAACGUCUUGGUCUCAGAGCAUAACAACAUGACGAAGCUCCAGUCCUGCGAAAGGCCGUUCUUCUUCAAUCUGAAAGAGCUGAGUUUUCGUUACAACCACAUCUUGUCAGUGAGCAACUGCGCUUUCUGCCACGCUCCAAAUAUUACGACGCUCAAGUUAAACAUAAACAGAAUUGCAGACCUGGGUUUGAAAGCUCUUAAAGGACUACAGCAGCUUCAGACCCUGCGCCUCGACAACAACCUCUUGACCGAGCUGUUUGACACAACUUUUGGAGAUUUGGUCGACUUGCGGGUUCUAAACUUGCGCAACAAUCGGAUCUCAGUCAUUUUCAACAACACCUUUGCCAAUCUCAAGAAUCUGUGGAAGUUGGAUCUCGGGGGUAAUAAAAUCACCCACAUCACGUCAGCUGGUCUCCGUGGGCUUGAGCGCCUGUCCAAUUUCUAUCUUGACGGAAACAAACUUCAACAAAUCGAACACGCCCUUCACCCGGUCUUCUGCGACACAUUGACGGUGCUGGAUUUGGAGAAAAAUAGCAUUCGCUUUCUGAGCCACAACACAUAUUCGCCCUUUGCUAAUCUCAGCAAACUACAAGAUUUGAAAAUGGGCAGUCAGUUGUUACAUGGCUUAGCAAAUGUCCCCCAAAGAUUUUUCCACGGUCUUCAUUCACUGACAUCUCUAUACUUUGACAAUAACCAAAUCAUUUACAUAUCUCCUGACGCCUUUGAUGACCUGUCCAGCUUGGAAUUCCUCACACUGACUGCCUGCUGUGCUGGAGAUGUACAGCUCCAACCAGGAACCUUUAAAAACCUUCGGAACCUUACCACAUUAAUCAUAGAAAAUACAGGUAUGGAGCAGCUGUCCGAACACGUAGUUGGUAAUCUUACCAAGCUAGCUGUGCUUCAGAUAAACCACAAUGGAAUCAAAAGCAUCAACAUCACCACAUUGGAGAGUUUACCGAAACUCCGGUACCUGGACAUUCGUAACGUCCCCCUGAGCUGCACGUGCAAAAACAAUUUACUGCAAAACUGGACAGUGAAAAACCGGAGGGUCCAGGUGGUGAAUCUCUUCAGUCUUCCAUGCCAAAAUGAUGAACGCCACAAAUUCUACAACUUCGACACUCGUGUGUGUUAUGUAGACAUUGGGCACUAUCUUUUCUUCAGCACAGCAGUGGUUAUUGUCCUAUUCACAGCCACCCCCAUACUUUAUGUCAAACUCUACUGGAAAAUCAAAUACGGCUGCUACGUAUUCCGCUCCUGGUUCAAAGAACAGUGGCGCAGGAUCAGAGAGGAGCAAGAAAACUGUAAAUAUGACGCGUUCAUUUCCUACAACUCUUCUGAUGAAGACUGGGUUAUGGACUACUUGCUGCCUAACUUGGAGGGAAACGGUUCAUCCUUUAAACUCUGCCUGCAUCACAGAGACUUCGAACUGGGCCGCGACAUUGUGGACAACAUCGUCACUGCUGUCUACAGCAGCCGUAAAACGAUUUGCGUUGUCAGCAAAAACUUCCUUCAGAGCGAGUGGUGUUCGCUGGAAAUCCAGCUGGCCAGCUACCGGCUGUUUGAUGAGCACCGUGACGUGCUCCUGCUAGUUUUUCUGGAGCCCAUCUCGGAGAGACAAAUGUCCUCCUACCACCGCAUGAGGAAGGUCAUGCUGAAGAAGACAUAUCUGCAGUGGCCUGGGUCAGACUGCGCCAACCCCGACGAAGCGCAAAACCUGUUUUGGACAAAGCUACGAAGGGCGAUGAAAACUGGAAGCCAACUUGAUGCAGAGGAGGGUGACAAUAAUACAAAUGUGGGCAGGGAAGCGAAGGACCAUUUGGAGAACUAUUACCUGCAACCUUAAAUACAAGGAGGCAAGAUGUCAACAGAUAUGCAGGCAUUCUAACCUCGCACCUGGUUAUAGUUGAUUUGUCUACAUAAAAGCACCCUGUAUCGUAAAUAUGAAUUUAUAUGCACGUAAGAUGAUGCUAAAUUCAAGCUUGGAUCAUUUAAAAAAAAAAAAAAAGUUCUUCAUGGUAAAAAAUGAUUUAUUUUACUGUAGGUCGUAUAAAGCCAGUCUCUUUUGUGCAGUUGAAUCAUGCUGUAAAUUCAGAAGAUAUUGAAUUUUGUUAUAUAUUUUUAUUUUAUUACACACCAUGUGACACCUGUGACAUUGUUAUUCAGCCACAAAUGACAUAUGUAUCGAUACUCAAG